This is a messenger RNA of Aspergillus homomorphus CBS 101889, 762 nucleotides long. RefSeq lists its product as uncharacterized. The coding region runs from base 340 to 690 and encodes 116 amino acids. NCBI's taxonomy places the organism in Eukaryota, Fungi, Ascomycota, Eurotiomycetes, Eurotiales, Aspergillaceae. The transcript is spliced from 2 exons. The record is from RefSeq and is a predicted model, not a curated record.
UGGUAAUUGAACAUUGCCAACGAUUAUUUGAGAGAAUGUGCCUCACGUUGUUUCUAGCCCUGAUCUCCGGCUCAGCAGAUGAAUACCAACCUACUUUAAGAUUGGAUGCAGCACUGCAAAUUCAUGCCCUAAAACAUUCAAGCAAAUGCGAUUUCAGACACCAUGAGUCUGAUGAUUCCUGCACCAGCGAAGUAGCCAUCACGCGCGACGCUCAACCAGCAGGGCAUAUCUGACAGAGCUUACACCUUCAAUGACUACAUCAACCCAUUAUCAGACGUACCACAAACUACUAUUGUUAGAAAGGCAACUCGUCGCGAUCCCCUUCCACAAGCACACUUAAUGGAGCUAUUUGAGAUAUCGGGGUCCCCCUCAGAGCCCAUCGGCUAUCCAAUGGAACAGAACACAAGCCCGGCAAGGACACGUCCUUGUGCCGCUUCGCCCGCUCCCAAGCGUCGAAGAACAUGCUAUGCCGAUGACUUCGCCUCCCAAGCAUCAUAUUUUGACGGAAGAUAUCGUCCUCCAUCGCCUCCCUACCAGGAUGCAACUCUUCAUCCGGAGCAUGCUUUGAUAUCGCCACUUGACUCGGCUGCGCUUUUGGUGGCGCUGCCCGCGCUCAUGCAGAACCGGGAAGCAAGAGAUUUAAGCCUACAGAUCUUGGCAGCCAGAUUGUCUCAGCCCGCAUCGAACUGAGCCGGUCCCUGGGGACUGGCUUUCCCUUCCGCCCCAUGGUGGCAUCUCCGAUCCGGGACCCUUAUCAAACGC